AUGGAGUCCUUCCAGGUCCUUCGCAGGUUGAUGAAGGCUCGCCUGGCCCUGAGACAGAAGGUGCCCCCGAAAUAUUACUCCUCGCACAGCAGCUCCAUCGCCAUAUCCUUCGAGCCGCUGCAAAUCAUCAACGUCGAAGGCAUGUCCCAGGCCGUCACGCUCUCGUCAAUUGUGACCUUGACCUGGCAUGACCCGGAAGUGACGUGGAAGCCCAGCGCCCACUCCGGCAUCAAGGACAUCCAGCUGGCGUCCGACAACUUCUGGAGACCGUCCAUCAUCGUCCCCAAGUCCACCGUGACCACGGACCUGAACAUACCUUUCCCGGAAGUGGUCGACAUCACCUACCGCGGCUACAUCACCGCCUUCAUACCGACCAUGGUCAGCACGCUGUGUAAUCUGGACAUGACCUACUUUCCCUUCGACGCCCACAACUGCUCCAUCGUAUUCAUAGAGGAGAGCCAAUACAACAUGACGUUCUACAACCUCCCACCCACGGACGUGACCUUGCACUUCGGCACCGACGGCGAGUGGUUCAUGGAGCGUCACGGAUGCUUCUCAACGAUAUCGCACUUCUCGCCGAACUUCGAAUACGUGAUUUGCUCCCUUGCCAUGCGCAGACGGAGUCUCUUCUUCGUGGUCAACCUGCUCGCUCCCAUGGCGAUGACAUCCGUGAUGACACUCAUGGUAUUCCUGAUCCCGGCAGACGGCGGCGAGAAGAUCGGAUUCGUCCUGUCGAUGUACACGUCAACCUCCGUGUUCUUGAGCUACAUCGUCGAGCGCAUUCCCAAGAACAUGGACAAGACUUUACCCCGUAUCAACAUCCUCCUCCUGGCCAUAGUGGCACAGGUCAUCGUCGCCACCAUGGCCACCGUCUUUGUCUUACAC
Lymnaea stagnalis (great pond snail) is the source of this 885-nucleotide messenger RNA. Lineage: Eukaryota; Metazoa; Mollusca; Gastropoda; Lymnaeidae. The record is from the annotation of a GenBank genome assembly.